Messenger RNA from Pyricularia oryzae 70-15, 264 nucleotides. RefSeq lists its product as uncharacterized. The record is from RefSeq and is a predicted model, not a curated record. Bases 1 to 264 code for a protein of 87 amino acids. The transcript is spliced from 2 exons. NCBI's taxonomy places the organism in Eukaryota, Fungi, Ascomycota, Sordariomycetes, Magnaporthales, Pyriculariaceae.
AUGGUUUGGAGUCGUAAAAUUGCAGUAGUCAACCAUUCGCAUCUGUCGAUGCCGCAGAUCUGGAAGUGUCUCCUCGCGUUGGCCACCAUCGUCUCCCAUCAAGGCUCUGCGACCUGCUGCCAGAUUGCCCUGGUCAAGAAUAUCAGCAGUACAAUACGAUCUUCAGGCUACGCUGCGGCGGCAACCCGGAACUGCAUUCAUAAUAGCACAUGGUUGGCAACGCGACGCCAUUGGAGCUGCAAUGUUGUUUCGCUCAAGAUAUAA